Styela clava is the source of this 2103-nucleotide messenger RNA. Its product is annotated as claudin-19-like. The record is from RefSeq and is a predicted model, not a curated record. Gene Ontology annotation, molecular function: structural molecule activity. Lineage: Eukaryota; Metazoa; Chordata; Ascidiacea; Stolidobranchia; Styelidae. Gene Ontology annotation, cellular component: membrane; bicellular tight junction.
AGGUAUUGCAUAUUUUGUGGCAUUAGGUAUAGCAUAAAAUGAAGUCAAAUAUUACAGAGGGAGUAUUUUACGGACAAAUUUGUGGAUUUAUUGUUGCUUUUGUAUCCGGAGUAACAUGCACAGUAACGUGUGUUUGGAAUCAAUGGAGCAAAACCAGUUCCUCUGAAAGUGCUUCAGUCCUAGGGGCAAUAUGGGGAUUCAACGGAAUUUGGAUUCAGUGUGUUCAACAUUCAACAGGACAAUUCCAAUGUAACAAUUAUAAUACUGCCGUUAUCAACCUACCAGCUUAUAUGAAUGCCAUUCGCGCGUUUAUGUGCAUCGCCAUCAUCUUUUCCGUCGUUGGAUGUUUUAUGUGUUUGAUUGGAAUGCAAUGUAGCAGACUUUUGGAAACGAUGCCAAACGCGAAGCGACUUGUAAUGCAAAUAGCAGGAGGGCUAUUCAUUGGAGCAGGAGCUCUCACAACAGCGUCACUCUCAUGGUACACGGCAAUGAUAAUCCAAGACUUCUUUUCUUAUACAAACUAUGACAACAUGAUGAGAUACACUCUCGGUGCUACGAUGUACGUUGGAAUAUUUAGUGCCAUAUUAUCUUUCUCUGCUGGUGUAAUCUUCUUAUGCCUACCGGGUCCAAAAGAAGAGCAAGAGAAGAAGUUCAACUUUGAAUAUAAUCGUAGCACUGCCAGGUCAACAUACAAACGACCAAUUCGUUAUAACGAAAGUCAAAGAUCACUGAGUCGAUAUGAUGAAAUGCAAUAUGUGUAAUUGAUGGUUCUAUUAUCUUUGUACGCUUGUCCACCUGUAUAUUACACCCAGGACAUUUGCGCCUGUAUACGUUUAUACCCACGGACAUUCAUACUCACGUAUAUUUGCGACUACGGACAUUUGCACCCAUAUAAAUUUCCAUCGGCGAACAUUUGCAGCCAUUGACAUUGGGACCCUUAGAAAUUAGCACCGCCUACAAACUUUUGUACCCGUGCUCAUUUUCACAUGCAAAUAUUUGUGUGUUUAAUCGGAGUUUUUUCAUUUUGAAUUUGUUUAACCCGGGUUCGUUUUGGGGACAUAUUGCAUCAGUCUGUGAAGUAAACGAGGUUAUGACGUCAUUUCCAAGUCCAUCAAGUGUUGAACAAUCCGAAUGUUAUAACGAGAAAAGGAUACGAACACAUUGCAAAUUUGCACGCCAUUGGUUUAGAUUACCAUAUAUCCACUUAGUUCAAGUGAGACCUGGAAACAUCUUCUAACAGUUGAUACCACUAGAGAAUACUAUCCAAACAUUACAGGUGUCUAAACAACUUGCUCGAUGUAAAUCUGGGUUUUCUAAAGUUGUCGUUUUCUAUUUUUCUUUUAGCUGCGUUUUAUUACUAUUUCUUGUCGCAGCACGUUUUACAUGUGUCAUUAGUGGACUCUGGCUAUCUGCAUAUAUUUGCUUUGGCUAGUUUUCAUGCGAUAUAAUUUCCAGAGUGUAUUAGCAAAAUACCAUGGCAAUGAUGAUUUACUUAAUUGAUAGAAAAUGAACGUAACAAAGACUAAGGUGAGUGAAAUAGUAGUUUUAGUUGCAAUGAUUAUAGUUAAAUGUAUGUGAAUGCAAAUAUUCGUGGUUGCAAAUGUACCCAACUUUACGAACCAUAAGGCGCACUUUUAAUUUCUCCUUUACCAAAUAAUAAAAUCGAUUAGUGGGUUAGUGCUUUAUGCUUCAUCGCAUACACUCAAAGGUAAUACGGUAUUACUUGAAAAACCGUCUUAUAGCACGAUGCGCCUCAUGUAUGAAUAUAAAUCUGGUUCAAUUAAUUUAUUGACAGUGCGCGUUAUGAUGCGAUGCGCUUUAUGGUCUGUAAAAUACGACAUGGCUGCAAACAUGAGCGGAUGUUGUCUAUAAGGGAGUUCUAAAAUCUGUGGAUGCAAAUGUUUGUGACGCAAGAGUAUGAGGAUGCAAAUCUACCCUACCCAGGUACAAAUGUGCUGUCCCCUUAAUUGAUAGGUGAACGAAAAUUGUAUAGAUAACACUUAAGAAUUACAAAGGGCCAAACGUAAUCUGUACUUAUUUUAUAUACAACUCUUUAUUAUAUAGUGUGCAUUAACAGAAUGAAAAAUACACUUCUGAUUUGUC